Molecule: messenger RNA, 333 nt
Organism: Rotaria socialis
Lineage: Eukaryota; Metazoa; Rotifera; Eurotatoria; Philodinida; Philodinidae
Source: the annotation of a GenBank genome assembly
AUGCUUCGUCGUGCAGUCAACGGUGCUCAAAGUCUUCGCCAUGUGGUUCUCUUUAAAUUCAAAGAUACUGCAAGUCCAGCAGAUGUUGCUAAAAUUGAACGUGAAUUUCGAGCAUUAGCAACUGUCAAAGUACCGCAAGUGCGACAAUUUGAAAGUGGAACACAUGUUGGAAAAGAAAAUUUGAAUCAAGGUUUUACUCAUGCUUUCUUAUUAACUUUCGACAAUGAACAAGAUCGAGAUACAUACAUAGCUCAUGAUGAUCACAAAGCUUUUGUUAAACUUCAACAAGGAAUAGUUGAUAAUAAAAUUGUGCUCGCAUUUUGGUCAAAAUAA